GAAGCAAAAACCCAUCCACCUAUUUUGACCUAAAUAUCUCGCUUUCUUCAGCCUUCCUCGUUAGCGAUAUAAUCAAAACCCUAGAAACGGGAGAGAUACCCACCCGAUCUCUUCCGUCUCUUUCUCGGUUCUUCGUUUAUCGUUCCCCGGCCCUUUUCAUAUUCUAGAUCUGAGGAUUUGCUCUGGACUGCGAAGGAUCCGGUGAUUUCCUGUAUGGUUUGUUUGGUGACCCGGUAGGAAAAUUUUGGCAGUUUUCUCGUUCGAUUUUGCUUUCAAGGAAUGCCGCUUCUGCCGAAGAGUGAUUCGAUCCAUAUUCGCGAGGUGUGGAAUGAUAAUCUUGAAGAAGAAUUUGCUCUGAUACGGGAAAUUGUCGAUGACUAUCCUUAUAUUGCCAUGGAUACAGAGUUUCCAGGAAUUGUUCUUCGCCCGGUCGGCAAUUUUAAGAAUAGCUAUGAUUACCAUUACCAGACUUUAAAGGACAAUGUUGAUAUGCUCAAAUUGAUUCAAUUGGGUCUUACGUUUUCGGAUGAGCGUGGAAACUUGCCAACAUGUAAUACUGACCAGUAUUGCAUCUGGCAAUUUAAUUUCCGCGAAUUUGAUGUGAAUGAGGAUGUUUUUGCCAAUGAUUCAAUUGAGCUUUUGCGCCAGAGUGGCAUUGAUUUUAAGAAGAACAACGAACAUGGCAUUGAUGCCCACCGUUUUGGCGAGCUCUUGAUGUCUUCCGGAAUUGUGUUGAAUGAUAACGUUCACUGGGUCACUUUUCAUAGUGGUUAUGAUUUUGGCUACUUGCUUAAGCUCUUGACCUGCCAGAAUUUGCCGGAAUCUCAAGUGGGUUUCUUUAACUUGAUCAACAUGUACUUCCCAACCAUAUAUGAUAUCAAGCAUUUGAUGAAAUUUUGCAACAGCCUUCAUGGAGGAUUGAAUAAGCUUGCGGAGUUGUUGGAGGUGGAGAGGGUUGGGAUUUGCCAUCAGGCCGGUUCGGAUAGCUUGCUCACUUCUUGUACAUUCAGGAAAUUGAAAGAAAAUUUCUUUAGUGGAUCUUUGGAGAAAUAUGCUGGUGUUUUGUACGGCUUAGGUGUUGAGAAUGGACUGAAUUCUCAUUGAAAAAUGAAACUAGUGAAAAACAGAAAAGCUUCUUGUUAAAAAGUUGUUGGAACUCGAUGGGGGAUUAUCAUUAUCCUCUGUAAACCUGUGGCAUUGACUGUCUAAAAUUAUGGAAACUUUUAUUAUUACUUUUCCUGAGUGCUAUUUUUGCUUA
Neltuma alba is the source of this 1258-nucleotide messenger RNA. Its product is annotated as probable CCR4-associated factor 1 homolog 6. The record is from RefSeq and is a predicted model, not a curated record. Gene Ontology annotation, cellular component: CCR4-NOT complex. Gene Ontology annotation, molecular function: poly(A)-specific ribonuclease activity; nucleic acid binding. NCBI's taxonomy places the organism in Eukaryota, Viridiplantae, Streptophyta, Magnoliopsida, Fabales, Fabaceae. Bases 280 to 1104 code for a protein of 274 amino acids. The transcript is spliced from 2 exons.